Messenger RNA from Rhinolophus ferrumequinum (greater horseshoe bat), 4778 nucleotides. It is a transcript of the gene TRIL, whose product is annotated as TLR4 interactor with leucine rich repeats. Lineage: Eukaryota; Metazoa; Chordata; Mammalia; Chiroptera; Rhinolophidae. The transcript has a single exon. Gene Ontology annotation, molecular function: protein binding. The record is from RefSeq and is a predicted model, not a curated record. Bases 36 to 2474 code for a protein of 812 amino acids.
GGACGAUCCGGCCGCUGCACGCUGGGCGGGCGGCGAUGGAGGCUGCCCGCGCCGUGCGCUUCCUGCUUGUGGUGUGCGGCUGCCUCGCACUUCCACCGCGGGCCGAGCCCGUGUGCCCGGAGCGCUGCGAUUGCCAGCACCCCCAGCACCUCCUGUGCACCAACAGGGGGCUCCGCGCCGUGCCCAAGACCAGCUCGCUGCCGAGCCCCCAGGACGUGCUCACCUACAGCCUUGGCGGCAACUUUAUAACCAACAUCACGGCCUUUGACUUCCACCGCCUGGGACAGCUCAGACGGCUGGACCUGCAGUACAACCAGAUCCGCUCUCUGCACCCCAAGACCUUCGAGAAGCUCUCGCGACUGGAGGAGCUCUACCUAGGGAACAACCUCCUGCAGGCGCUCGCCCCAGGCACGCUGGCCCCACUGCGCAAGCUGCGUAUCCUCUACGCCAACGGGAACGAGAUCGGCCGCCUGAGUCGCGGCUCCUUCGAGGGCCUGGAGAGUCUUGUCAAGCUGCGGCUGGAUGGAAACGCCCUGGGGGCACUGCCGGACGCGGUCUUCGCUCCCUUGGGCAACUUGCUCUACCUACAUCUGGAGUCCAACCGGAUCCGCUUUCUGAGCAAGAACGUCUUCGCCCAGCUGGGCAAACUGCGCUUCCUCAACCUCUCUGCCAACGAACUGCAGCCCUCCUUACGCCACGCGGCCACCUUCGCACCGCUGCGCUCACUUUCCACCCUCAUCCUCUCGGCUAACAGCCUGCAGCACCUCGGGCCGCGAGUCUUCCAGCACCUGCCGCGCCUCGGCCUACUCUCACUUAGAGGCAACCAGCUCACGCACCUCGCGCCGGAGGCCUUUUGGGGGUUGGAGGCCCUGCGUGAGUUGCGCCUGGAGGGCAACCGGCUGAGCCAACUGCCAGUGGCGCUGCUGGAGCCUCUGCACAGCCUGGAGGCACUGGACCUGAGCGGCAACGAGCUGUCCGCUCUGCACCCCACUAUCUUUGGCCACCUGGGCCGGCUGCGCGAGCUCAGCCUACGCGACAACGCACUCAGCGCCCUCUCCGGGGACAUCUUCGCUGCCAGCCCGGCUCUCUACCGCCUGGAUCUAGAUGGCAACGGCUGGACCUGCGACUGCCGGCUACGGGGCCUGAAGCGAUGGAUGGGCGACUGGCACUCGCAAGGCCGGCUUCUCACGGUCUUUGUGCAGUGUCGCCACCCCCCGGCCCUGAGGGGGAAGUACCUGGAUUACCUGGACGACCAGCAACUGCAGAAUGGGACUUGUGCAGAUCUCUCGCCGUCGGUUUCCCCGACAGCCGAUGGCAAGCGGUGGCCCUUACCCACUGCCACCGGGGGGGAGAUGGCGCCCCCUACAGGUGGCCUCGCAGAGGAGCUGCCGCCGCAGCCGCAGCCCCAGCAGCGGGGGCGAUUACCGCCGGGGGUAGCCUGGGAUGGGACAGCCAGGGAGCUCUUGAGCAACCGCAGCGCCCUGAGGCUGAGCAGACGGGGCCCAGGUCUCCAGCAGCCGGGCCCCUCCGCCGCUGCUGCCGCGGAGUGGGCUCCACAGCCCCUGGACCUGCUCGAGAAGGCCGAGUUGGGACGUCCGACUCUGGUUGGUCCUGAGCAUGCGGAACCCACCCCGACGGCUGCGCCCAACUCUGCGCCACUGCCUGCCGGCGACCCCUGGCAACGUGCGGCGAAGCAGCUCCUAGCCGUUCAGCAGCAAGAGAGCGCCGCCCAGUCCCACGGCGGGGUCGGCCUGCCGCCGCUGGUGUCCGAUCCGUGCGACUUCAACAAGUUCAUUCUGUGCAACCUAACGGUAGAGGCGGUGGGCGCCGACAGCGCCUCGGUACGCUGGGCCGUGCGGGAGUUCCGCAGCCCCCGGCCGCUGGGCGGCGCGCGCUUCCGCCUGCUCUUCGAUCGCUUUGGCCAGCAGCCAAAAUUCCACCGCUUCGUCUACCUGCCGGAGCGCAGCGACUCGGCCACUCUGCGCGAGCUGCGCGGAGACACCCCCUACCUGGUGUGCGUAGAGAGCGUGCUUGGGGGCCGCGUCUGCCCGGUGGCCCCCCGCGACCACUGCGCAGGGCUGGUCACCCUGCCCGAGCCUGGGGGCCGGAGCAGCGUCGACUACCAGCUGCUGACCUUGGCCCUGCUGGCGGUGAAUGCGCUGCUAGUGCUCCUGGCCUUGGCUGCCUGGGCGUCACGCUGGCUGCGGAAGAAGCUGCGGGCCAGGCGAAAGGGAGGGGCUCCUGUCCACGUUCGCCACAUGUACUCCACCCGACGGCCCCUGCGCUCCAUGGGCACCGGCGUGUCUGCCGACUUCUCGGGAUUCCAGUCGCACCGGCCGCGUACCACCGUGUGCGCGCUCAGCGAGGCGGACCUCAUCGAGUUCCCGUGUGACCGCUUCAUGGACAGCGGGGGCGGGGGCGCGGGAGGCAGCUUGAGGCGGGAGGACCAUCUCCUGCAGCGAUUUGCGGACUAGAUCCAGGGCCUCCAGCGCUGUGGAGACCAUUCAUUGGCCUUGAGGAGCUACCUCUCUGGUGGGCCCCUCAACCCACCGCAGGGGAAGGUCUCAUUUUAUCACGUCUUCUCCUUUCCCCCUUUUGUGCAUUUGCCAGAGGGGCCAAAGGGAACAGUCAAUUCGGCGCCACCCCCCAAACCCCAGUACUCACUCAAUGAAGUAAAUGGAUGAUGGUACUUGGUGGUCAAGGCCAAGAAUAGGCGACACGUGGAUGACGGGGUCCAGAGGAGGGGGGCCUCUUUUAUGUGGAGACCUUGGCUUUCGUGGUAUCUCAAUGCAAUAGCCUGGCCCCUUUUGGGGUAGAAAAGGGUGCUUGUUCUCCCAACAUGAACAGAAAAAGAUUUGGAUGCAUACUUUUUUAUUUGUUCAGUGUCCGACAGAGGCGUUUUGGUCCUAUUUAAGGAAAAAGGAACUUAUUACCCUUACAAAGGACGUUUGACAAGUGACUCCACUGGUAUGGUGGUCUCUGCCAAGAAGGAUGAUUUAAAUAGGUGGGAAAAUCAAACACUUGCCAAGGAACUCCUUAAUGGUGGUUAAUAGAACAUUCAGGAUAAUUUAAUGUUUAAGUAAUUAGAGACGCUAUUUUUCUUUUUUUUUUUUUUCAACAAUGUGAAGAGCUGGGACAUUUAACAAACUGGUCAAUAAACUCCAGGACUCUUUUAGUUGAGCUGGGAGUUCAGCUGUUUUCUUUUUAACAUUAACACCACAAGAACGUUUGCUGACCUUGGGGUUAACUAAAGAUUACAUACUUUCUCUGGAGAAGGCUGCCUGCAAGACUUCUCUGUCAGGGUUGCUCCUGUGGCUUUUUAAUUUUAUUUUUUUAAACCUGUAUAUGUUAAAGGAUAUUUCAAUGCCAGAUUUGAUGGAAGAAUGUAAUGUGUACGUGAAUGAUGACCCCAUAGGGAACACCUGUGGUCUAGUUUGCCUACCACGUCUCUGACAAUGUGUUCAGAUUGGAGUAAAUGGGAUGUGGUACUUCUCAUGUUUUUAUCAGUGACACUCAGUGACUGUGCCCUCUUUCCCUCUAGUCGCACAGUUAAGUGAUAAAGGUAAUUUCCUAAUGGGGAGCAAGAGGUGAUUGUCAACCGAUAGUGUGAUGUUUGAGCACAUUAAUGUCUUAAUCUAUAUGAACUGGUAGAAGGGAAGAAAUUACUGGGGGAAAAAUGUGAAAAAAUGUACAUCAGUGGUUGUCUGUUUCUACUAAAACCAGAAGAUUGUUAUGAGUACUUAAACCUCACUGUGAAAUAAUUCUAUAUUUUGCAAAUUAAUCCUUCCACUACCCAGUGUUUUACCGUGUUAUUAAAUUGUAUCUUUUAGUUAAUAGCUGCAGUAUUUCUUUUAAAUGUUUUUGUUUUAAACUUAGGGUUAGGCUCCUUUAUUUGCUCUGUUGUUUUCAACUAUUUGAGAUACUUUCGUUCCCUGAUAUUUAUGAAGUACAUGUUUAUCACUAACUGUAGUGCCUUGGUUUACAUGAAUAAUUUUGUGUGUGGUCUAAAAAUGUAGUCACUACGAGGGUGUACAUGGUUAUAUUGACCAUGGUUAGGAAUCUGUUGGCAGAGUAGGGUGCCAUGGAGGCCACUACAAUGGUGCUAAGGCGAACAGUAAUCUUCUGUUUCGGGCCUUAAGCCCCUGAGGGUCCUGAUGACUCAGGGAAUCUAUCACAAUCCAGGGGUCCUUCGCCCCAAAUCCACUCCUUUUAUGUUUGGCCUCCAUUGAACCGGGCCUGCCCUUGUCCCGACAGCUGAGUGGGAACUUAGGGAUCUAAAUGAGCUGAUCUUUGUUUAUGUUCAGAUGAAUAAAUGUCCAGACCACUUAAAGUACAGCUGCUUUUCUGGCAGUCUCAUCUGUGGGGUCAAAACUUAAUAAACCACAGGAAAUAGACUGUCAUUCUUAGUUUGCUGCCAGAGCUUGUUUCAGAUUCCAAGCUUAUUGGUACGUGGGAGAGGUGUAGUUGUUUGUUCUUAUUUGCAACCUUUGGACUAUCUUGCACCUUUCAUGUUCCUAGCUUUUCUUCAUUCAUAGAGCGAUUGCAUCUCUUAGCGGUUUCUUUUGCACAAAAAGUGUAAUAUUGAGUCCCAUUGAAAGUCUGGAAAAGACCUCUGGUUCUUCCCAUGACUCACCCUUUUUACUGCAGGUCGUCACUGAAAAUGCUUAAUGCCUGGAUCUAUGUAAAAACAGUUUCACUGAAAAAAGCCUUUCAGUGGGAAAUGAAUAAAUGUUAUACAUUGUUGUUCAGUUACGUCAAUAAACCCACGUACUAAUAGA